GAGGAGGCAUGGGCCUUUUGGAGGAGAGGAGCGAGAAGAAUGGAUAUAGCCGUUGAAACCCUCGUCAUGGGUUUGAAACCAGAGGAACAAGUAUGGAGGACAUAUCAAGGAAAGAAAAAAAACAUCUGGUAAGAAAAGGUUUCAGUACUUGAUUCCAUAAGUUGGCUGUUUCGUCUCCCAAUGAACUUUUCUCUUGAUGAUAUUAAAGUGGUAAUGAGUCAAAAGCAAAGAAUAGACUUUCAUACUGGAGUUCAAUUCCCUCGUAGAACACAGACGUCUUUUCUUAUGUCAAAUGUUGCUCACAAAAACUCUAAAAGAUUCAGGCACAAAAUUUUCUGUGCAAUUCAGGCAGUAUCUCCAGGUUUGGAAAAUCUUGGUGAUUCUGUGACUGCAUUUGAAGACUUCACAGCUGCUGCUAAUGCCACUGCGGAUGGACAGAUAAAGAUGAGAGUUGACGUGUCUGGUGCAAAGACCCAGACCAUCUUUGAUGAUGUUUUCUCAAAGUUAGUUGCUGCUGCACAACCAAUUCCCGGAUUUCGGAGAGUGAAAGGAGGGAAAACUCCAGAUAUACCCAAAGAUAUUCUCUUGCACAUUAUUGGACCCUCCAAAGUUAACAAGCAGUCUAUUGAAAAAAUCAUCAACUCUGCUGUUGCUGAAUAUGUUGAGAAGGAAGGCUUGAAGGUCACCAAAGAUCUGAAAGUUGAACAGAGUCUUGAAGAGCUUGAAGCAAUAUUCCAACCUGGGAAAAAUUUCAGCUUUGAUGCAUAUUUGCAGCUUCAAGAAACCAACUCAACCAAAUUUUGAUAUGUUUUUACAUAUUCAAAGUAUUCAAAAGAAACCAAUAGGAUUUGUCAAAUGAAUCUCACCUCCUCUGAUAAUUUUUCUGUUGGCAAUGUGUUGUAUUGUACAGCCAAUAUAAAUCUAUUACAUUCUCCAAAGCUUGCAAAUUUGCAUGUUUGGUGAAAA
Molecule: messenger RNA, 966 nt
Organism: Elaeis guineensis (African oil palm)
Lineage: Eukaryota; Viridiplantae; Streptophyta; Magnoliopsida; Arecales; Arecaceae
Source: RefSeq, a predicted model, not a curated record